AUGCUGGUGGUGGCGGGUGCUGGCAGCGGCAAGACCCGCGUGCUGGUGCAUCGUAUUGCCUGGUUGAUCGACGUUGAAGGAGUGUCACCCCACGGCAUUCUGGCGGUGACGUUUACCAACAAAGCAGCCUCAGAAAUGCGUCUGCGGAUUGAAGAAAUACUCAAUAUGUCCGCGCGUGCCAUGUGGGUAGGGACCUUUCACGGCCUUGCCCAUCGCCUGUUACGCAUGCACUGGCAGGAAGCCAGGCUGCCACAGAAUUUUCAGAUCCUCGACAGCGAUGAUCAGCUGCGCCUGGUCAAGCGCGUUAUGCGCAGUAUGGACAUUGAUGAACAGAAAUGGCCGGCACGGCAGGCGGUCUGGUUCAUCAACGGCCAGAAAGACGAAGGCAAAAGGGCGAAAGAUGUGCCUGCCAGCGACGAUCUGUUUCAGAUUACGCACAAACGUAUUUAUCAGAGCUAUGAAGAAGUGUGUGACCAGGGCGGUCUGGUCGACUUUGCAGAAUUGUUACUGCGCUCGCAUGAGCUUUGGUUGAACAAUAAAGACCUGUUGGCCCACUACCAGGGUCGCUUCAGCCAUGUGCUGGUUGAUGAAUUCCAGGAUACCAAUACCAUUCAAUAUGCCUGGCUGCGGGUGCUGGCUGGAAAAGCUGCCCACGUCAUGGCUGUUGGUGAUGACGAUCAGUCGAUUUACGGCUGGCGCGGCGCCAAGAUUGAAAAUAUCCAUAAGUAUUCGGCUGAUUUUGAAGAUGUCACAACCGUUCGCCUGGAGCAGAACUAUCGCUCUACGCAAAACAUUCUGGACGCCGCCAAUGGUCUGAUUCAGCGUAAUACGGAUCGUCUGGGCAAACAGCUCUGGUCCGAUGGGCCCGUCGGUGAGCCUAUUCGUGUUUACUCCGGGUACAACGAUUUAGACGAGGCGCGAUUUAUUGUUGAGACCACCCAGCAAUGGUUGGAAGAAGGCGGCAGCGCAGACGAGGUUGCCGUGUUGUAUCGCUCUAAUGCGCAAUCGCGGGUUAUAGAAGAAGCCAUGUUGCGGGCCAAUAUUGCCUAUCAGAUCUAUGGUGGCCAGCGGUUCUUUGAGCGUGCAGAAAUCAAGAACGCGCUGGCCUAUAUGCGUUUGAUGGAAGAUCCACAUUCAGACACUGCUUUUGAGCGUGUGGUUAAUACGCCGCCGCGAGGUAUUGGAGAAAAGUCUAUAGAGGCCGUGCGCCAAUAUGCCCGCGAUCAUCGUGUGUCUCUCUGGCAGGCCUGUAAAGAGGGCAUUGCAUCCGGUGCCUUCAAAGGCCGUGUGCAGACCACGUUAGGUGGCUUCAUCGCGCUCAUCAACGAUAUGAGUGACGCGGUGGCUACCAUGCCAAUGCACGAACUGGCCGACCACUGUAUUGAUGCCAGCGGACUGAUGACCUAUCACCGGCAGGAGCGUGGAGAACGUGGUCUUGCGCGUAAAGAGAACCUCGAGGAACUGGUCAGUGCCUGUCGCCAGUUUUCCGGCGAGACACUGUUUCCGUUAGCAGACAGUGACCAGGCUGAAGUCUCAGAGCUGAAAGAAUUCCUUGAUCAGGUUGCCCUGGAUGCCGGCGAUCGGCAGUCCCAGCAGGGUCCGUGUGUGCAGAUGAUGACGCUGCAUUCUGCAAAAGGGCUGGAGUUUCCGCUGGUGUUUUUGGGCGGCAUGGAAGAAGGGCUAUUCCCACAUCGCAUGUCUGCCGAGGAGCCGGGUCGUCUCGAAGAAGAACGGCGACUGGCUUAUGUAGGUAUCACCCGCGCCAUGACACAACUCUAUCUGACCUACGCAGAGUCCCGCCGCCUGCAUGGCCAGGACAGCUACAAUCGCCCCAGCCGUUUUUUGAUGGAAAUACCCCAGCACCUGAUUGCGGAGGUGCGCAUGAAUGGUGCGGUGCAACGGCCGUACGGUACCCCUAGCAGCACCGGUUCAAGCAGCCUCUUUCAAGAAACCCAUGAGCUGGGCUUUCGCAUGGGCCAGCGUGUUGCGCAUGGGAAAUAUGGCGAGGGUGUGAUUCUGCAGAUUGAAGGCGGCGGUGACCGCGCCAAAAUUGAAGUUAACUUCCCCGAGGUGGGCGCUGCGGCGAAUACCCAGAAGGUCUAUCGCUGGAAGCUCAUCACAACCUGGCCAAAAAAUCUGCCAGGCCUUGGCAUGGCGCCAGAACGUAUGGCGGAAAACCUUCGUGUCAUGAGCAACGGCCGCCUCGACAUUAAAGUUUACGGUGCAGGUGAACUGGUCGGCGCAUUUGAAGUCUUUGAUGCAGUAUCCCAGGGUACAGCUGAAAUGGGUCAUGGUGCGGCGUACUACUGGCGCGGCAAAAUCCCAAUAGCUGCAAUGUUUGCCACCGUACCGUUUGGCAUGAAUGCCCAGGAGAUGAAUGGCUGGCUGCACUAUGGCGGUGGUCUGGAACUGUGGCGCGAGCUGUAUGAACCUUUCAAUCUGUACCCCAUUGCUGCGGGUAAUUCCGGCGUUCAGAUGGCGGGCUGGUUUAACAAAGAAAUAAACAGUGUGGCCGAUCUGCAGGGUCUGAAAAUGCGCAUCCCCGGUCUUGGCGGUGAAGUACUCAAGCGUGCCGGUGGAGUGCCGGUAUCACUUCCAGGCAAUGAAGUGUUCACCAACCUGCAGACUGGUGUUAUAGAUGCCACGGAAUGGGUUGGGCCGUACAACGACCUGGCUCUGGCGCUGCAUACGGUAGCUAAAUAUUAUUAUUAUCCAGGCUGGCAUGAACCUGGCCCGACAUUGGAAGCGAUUAUCAACAAAGACGCCUGGAACAGUCUGCCCCCUGACCUGCAGGCGAUGAUUGAGACCGCCUCGCGGGCCAUUAAUGAAGAUAUGCUCAGUGAGUUUACCGCGCGCAACAACAGUGCACUGCAGACUUUGAUCAACGAGCACGGUGUGGAAUUACGCGCGCUACCUGACGAUGUCAUCGCGGCCUUACGUGCAGCCGCUAAAGACGUUGUCGCGGAAGCUGCUGAUGAAAACGAACUAUCCAGACGCAUCUAUGAUUCCUACACGGGGUUUCUUGAAGAUGUGCGCGCCUAUCACGAGAUCAGUGAAAAAGCCUACUUGAAUAUGCGGUAA
Messenger RNA from Symbiodinium pilosum, 3081 nucleotides. The record is from the annotation of a GenBank genome assembly. Lineage: Eukaryota; Dinophyceae; Suessiales; Symbiodiniaceae.